Messenger RNA from Maniola jurtina (meadow brown), 1388 nucleotides. RefSeq lists its product as uncharacterized. NCBI's taxonomy places the organism in Eukaryota, Metazoa, Arthropoda, Insecta, Lepidoptera, Nymphalidae. The record is from RefSeq and is a predicted model, not a curated record. The coding region runs from base 147 to 1190 and encodes 347 amino acids. The transcript has 4 exons.
CUACGUCACCUCUACGAGGCACGAGCUACGCCGCCCGCGCGGUGCAGUCGGCGCGUAGCGUCGCGUGCAGUGGCGUCCCAUUGUCAUAUUGAUAACCGUGAAUUGAUAACUCGAGUUUUAUCAAACUGAAUCUGUUAACAUAAAAGAUGGCGGGAACGAAGUUAAUUGGUUCAACAACGAGAUUGCUUCUACUGAGUUUUCCUACUUUCAUUAUGCUCAGUGCUGCCGUAGUAACCGAAGAGACAAGGAAAUGCUACUGGUGCGGGCCUCUGGCGGAGCAAGUGCACCGCAGUCGGCGAGCCCCGGCGUGCGACGCAUCGGCCAGCCACGUGACCGCCUGCGAGCCCGACCUGCCCCACUGCGCUGUCGUCGCUACUUCACCUCCAUACGUAGAAUCAAGACUCUGCGUAAAACUUUACCAAGAUGAAUGUUACCCGCUCUUCUGUAACUCAACAAAAUCAUGGAAAAUGACGUGUCCCUGCCGCGGAGAUUUGUGCAAUGGCCCAAAUACCGAACGAGAAAACGAAGCGUUCAACAUCCUUGCCAAAUUAGUCGCGAAAACGAGAACUACCCGCAUAAGGAAAAGAACCGAAAUAAACACAGUAAAAUUCAUACCUUCUGGUGAUGAAAAAACUGUUAUCAUCACUAAUAUAUCAGCGUUGGAGAGCAAUGAACUUAAUAAUGAAAACACUGAUAUGAGUAAUGAUAAACUAACACACAUAAUGUUGUCAGAUGAACAAAUGGUCACUUUUCAGGAAAUGAAAGAAGACAACAUUAUGUUAUCAGACAUUACAUCCACAAACGAUGACAUGGGUGAAGUAAGCACAGAAGCGAUGGUAGAAAUAAUAUCAGAGACAACAACAGAAAAAAUAACUCCAGAUUCUGUAGAAAAUAUUCACGAGGUUAAACAAAUUGAAAAGCGUAUUGGCGAAGUUCCGAAACCAAGCGAACCGCUACCAACAGCAGAGGCAUUGCAACAAAAUGCAAGUCCCAAUGCAGCUAGUGACAAAACACCUGCACCAACAAGUUCUGAAACUACUUUUUUAACUACCACUGAUGAUGAUAGUGAAGUAACAACGGAGACAACUCUGCCGUCAAAAAAUAGCUCCAAAACAAUGCACAAAAACAUCUUUGAUAUACUCGUAUGUUUAAAUAUACUUACGUACACUUUUAAAUACAUGCAAAUCUAAUUUAUUAGUUUUAUUGUUGUACAUGAACCAUUGAUCUCUGUUUUACUUUUAACACUUGAUUAGUCCUUAUUCGUAGAAUUGUGAUACUCACGUGAUAUUAGUUUAGUUAUUUCGUUAUUAUUGUCACAGUACUAUAUGUAUAAGAUCAAGUGUUAUAGAUUUUAAUAAAAUGAAAUAAAACAUAUCUUGUACUGAUAA